Molecule: messenger RNA, 3617 nt
Organism: Prosopis cineraria
Lineage: Eukaryota; Viridiplantae; Streptophyta; Magnoliopsida; Fabales; Fabaceae
Product: probable LRR receptor-like serine/threonine-protein kinase At1g06840
Biological process (GO): protein phosphorylation
Molecular function (GO): protein binding; ATP binding; protein kinase activity
Source: RefSeq, a predicted model, not a curated record
CUUCGUUGAAAUCUACCAACUUCUACUCUCUCUGUCUUUUGAAUAUUCAGACUCGAUCAGCCCAUCAACAUGACGACGUUGCUUGCACAGAAAAAUGGAACAAGAAAAGCCCGUCUUCAACAUCAUUGUAGUUAUUAUAAUAGGAAUAAAAUAGUUUCGUCAUGAUGGAGAGAAUGAUUUAGCAAGCAAGUUCCUACCCACUCCAUUGCCUGCAUUGACUUUUGGACUUAAAUUGCUAGGGUUUCAUGCCCCCACUCGGUGAUUUUUCUCAUUUUACUCAUCUCAAUUCUCAAGUUACUGGGAUGCUGGGUCCGAGAUUUUAUGGAUUUGGCCUGGCUGUUUCGUUUUGCUGUUUCAUUCUCACAGCAGCAGCACAAAUAACAGAUCCUUCGGAAGUGAAUGCACUGGUCCAAAUCAAGAAAAGUUUGAUUGAUCCCAAGAACUAUCUGAGGAACUGGAAUAAGGGCAACCCAUGUACAUCAAACUGGACUGGUGUUUGGUGUUUUGAUAGGGUUGGGACUGAUGGAUACCUCCAUGUCCGUGAGCUUUACUUAAUGACUUUGAAUCUCUCGGGAAGUCUAGCACCUCAGCUUGGUCAGCUAUCUCAGCUUCAUAUAAUGAAUUUCAUGUGGAAUGAUCUGACAGGCACCAUACCAAAGGAGAUAGGAAAUAUCAAAUCAUUGACACUCUUGCUCCUGAAUGGCAAUAAGUUAUCUGGUGCUUUGCCUGAUGAACUUGGCAAUCUCUCAAAUUUGAAUAGGUUCCAAGUUGACCAAAACCAAUUGUCAGGUCCAAUACCACGGUCAUUUGCCAACUUGGUCAAUGUUAGACACCUCCACUUGAACAACAACUCAUUUACUGGUCAAAUUCCACGUGAACUUUCAAACCUACCCAUUCUACAGCACUUGCUUGUAGACAAUAACAACUUUUCUGGCUAUCUUCCACCAGAAUUUUCCGAGUUACCGGCGUUGCGCAUACUGCAAGUUGAUAACAACAAUUUCAGUGUAGCAGAAAUUCCUUCUACAUUUGCAAACUUUUCCAAGCUAGUAAAACUAAGUCUUAGAAACUGCAGCUCAGGAGCGGUUCCUGAUCUGAGUUCAAUAAAGGAGCUUACCUAUUUGGAUCUUAGCUGGAAUCAUCUUACUGGAUCCAUACCAUCGAAGAAACUUUCAGAUAAUAUGACAACUAUUGACCUAUCAAAUAACAAGAUCAACGGAUCUAUUGCUGAAAGCUUCAAAUUACUUCCUUUACUUCAAAGAUUGUCACUAGCGAACAACUCUUUGUCUGGAUCCAUCCCUGAUAGUAUAUGGCUGAACAUGUCCUUCAGUGGGAGUGCUAAGCUCACAAUUGAUCUUCGCAAUAAUUCAUUUUCAGACAUUUUAGGCAAUUCAAGUCUUCCAGCAAAUGUCACCUUGAGGCUUGCUGGCAAUCCUAUCUGCAAGAAUUCUAACAUUCAAAAUAUUGGUCAGUAUUGUGCCUCUGAAGGGGUUGAAUCUGAGGAACCUAUGAAUUCAACAACUUCUUGUCUUGUUCAAGCUUGUCCAGUGGAUGAUUUCUAUGAAUAUGUCCCAGCUUCUCCUGUUCCCUGCUAUUGUGCAGCACCUCUGAGAAUUGGAUAUCGUCUGAAAAGCCCAAGUUUCUCUUAUUUUUCUCCUUAUAAAGCUUAUUUUGAGUUUUAUCUGACUCAGUCUUUACAUUUGGGCCAAUACCAAGUAUGGAUAGAUUCAAUUGCUUGGGAAGCAGGACCUCGUCUCAGGAUGUAUUUGAAAAUUUAUCCUAAUUAUAAUGACUCCCAUGCUAAUAAGUUCAAUACAAGUGAGGUACGGCGUAUUCAAGGCAUAUUUGGAUCAUGGAAUUUUCCUCGCACUGAUCUUUUUGGACCAUAUGAACUCCUGAACUUCACUCUCCUAGGACCUUAUGAAGAUUUAAUUGUUGAGACAAAUAAGAGGAAGAUCAGUACAACCGUGAUAGUAGUUGCCAUAAUUGCAGCUAUUGCUUGUGCAGCGACGAUCUCUGCAAUUGUCACUCUCGUGAUAGCUAAAAGACAUAUUAAAUACCGGUCCAAGCUAUCCAGGAAUCAUAUGUCCUCUAAUAUUUCCAUCAAAAUUGAUGGUGUGAAAGCAUUCACUUUCAAAGAACUGGCUCAUGCAACUGACAAUUUCAGCAGUUCAACUAUAGUUGGCCAAGGAGGUUAUGGGAAGGUUUAUAAAGGCAUUCUGUCUGAUAAAACAGUUGUGGCCAUAAAACGAGUAGAUGAAGGUUCUUUACAAGGACAAAGAGAAUUUCUGACUGAGAUUGAACUUUUAUCAAGGUUACAUCAUCGAAAUCUAGUUUCAUUGGUCGGAUUCUGUAAUGAAGAAGGAGAGCAGAUUCUGGUUUACGAAUUCAUGCCUAAUGGUACCUUGCGGGAGUGGAUUUCUGGUAAAAGAAAGGGAAACCUAAACUUUGGUAUGAGGUUGAGGAUUGCAAUGGGUGCAUCCAAAGGCAUACUGUAUCUCCAUACCGAGGCUAACCCUCCGAUAUUCCACCGAGAUAUUAAAGCUAGCAACAUACUUCUGGACCGAUUGCUAGUUGCUAAAGUGGCUGACUUUGGACUCUCACGUCUUGCUCCAAAUAUGGAUGAUGAAGGAAACACACCUAAAUACGUGUCAACAGUUGUGAGGGGAACACCGGGGUACGUAGAUCCAGAGUACUUUUUGACUCAUAAGUUAACAGACAAAAGUGAUGUUUAUAGCUUGGGGAUUGUGUUUCUAGAGCUUUUGACAAGCAUGCAACCAAUAUCACAUGGGAAAAACAUUGUUCGUGAGGUUAACGAGGCUCGUCAGUGCGGCGUGAUAUCUUCCAUUAUAGAUAGCAAAAUGGGUUCAUAUCCAUCAGGUUGUGUGGACAAGUUUCUAAAUCUUGCCCUCAGUUGUUGCCAUGAGAAUCCAGAGGAGAGACCGUGCAUGGCAGAUGUGGUGAGGGAGCUAGAGAUUAUCCUUUCGAAGUUGCCAGAUUCUGAAACUUCUUACCCAGACAUUGCAUCUGAUUUUUCUCUCAAAAUGGCUUCACCUUCGUCAUCAUCAACAUCCUACAUGGCAAGGGAGGGCCAACACAUGUCCUCUCCUAUGUUGUCAGGAAGCAACCUUGUCAGCGACGUUAUUCCCACCAUUGUUCCUCGUUAAUUAAUGCCACACGCACAGUCUUAGACGAAAGAUUGUAGGAGAUCAAGUUGGAAGUAGACAGAUUCUCUUUGUGCUAGUGUUCAAAAUUUGGUUCGUGGACUUAUUAUAAUGGUUGAGAGGAGAACACGAUCCCGUAGCUAUGGGUGCAUUGCAUAUAUCAAUAAUAAGAACAAUGGACCAAAUCUGAGACAGCAGAAGACAGUGAAGGUACAUAGUAUGUUGUGUUUUUCUGCAUAAACAAUAGGAAAAAGGUUGUUACUUGUUAGUUAAGGAAGCUGAGACUGGGAUGGGGUUUGAUUGUAUUAUAGAAGAUGUAGUGAGGAAAUUGGGUGAUGUUACCACAAAGUUUGUAGAUAGAAAUUCUAAUUGUGGCACUUAACCCAUCCAGAAUUUUGAUGUAUUUUUACAUGUGUCAAUUAGAAGGCGUGAAAUCCCAUGCUUUGAAUAUCGAAA